This is a messenger RNA of Naegleria gruberi, 1209 nucleotides long. RefSeq lists its product as uncharacterized. The record is from RefSeq and is a predicted model, not a curated record. The transcript has a single exon. Lineage: Eukaryota; Heterolobosea; Eutetramitea; Acrasida; Naegleriidae. Bases 1 to 1209 code for a protein of 402 amino acids.
AUGUCAGAGUUUUGGAGGAGAGUUUCCAAUGUUUUGGAGUUGGUAAUUUAUUGGAAACGUUAUGAAUCAUUUGAGGGAUGUUCAUUGGCAACAGGUGAUUUAUCUGUGACUGAAGCAAUUCCUUUGGUGAGAAUGCAAAAGUUAAUUGAGGCAACAGAGAUGAAUUCCAAUCGUGAAUAUGCUCAAAUAAUUGAUCCUUCGAAGUGUUAUAGAUCGUACCAUCCUUAUCCGAGUUUGGAUACUAUUGAGAAUGAAGUGGAUACUCCUGAGAUGAAUGAGCAAUUCGAAAAGAGAAUGCAGAAACUAGUAGUUUCUAAUGAGAAAUUUGAAAAGAUUUCAGCACUAACCCACCUCAAUUCCUAUGAUUUGUUCCUACACAAAGCACUUAUUCUAUCUCUGAAUAUGAUUUCAUACUUUGACAGUGAAAAAUGGAGUGGAUAUUAUGAUGAAGGUGAUACCUAUGAAAAUUGCUGUUUAAUUUCUCAAGGAUUAUUUUCAAAAGAUUCCUCAGAUUCGAAAGCUCUUGGCCUGAUGAUUGAUAUGAAUCAGGAUCAAGAUUUUACACAGUUUAACCAAGUAGCUUCGAAUUACAUUGCAAUAUCCAUAGUGUUAAAUGAAUGGAAUUAUAGGAAUUUUGCUAUACCUGAUCAUGUACAAUACUUAUGCUUUCAAUUUGGUAGAUUAUCAUACUUUUAUGAGGGUUCUGAGUUAUAUGCUAAUUUUCUGAGUGAACAAGAGGUGUUUCCAAAUGUUAGAGAUUUGACAAUUCGUAUGGAUACAUUUUUGGAUGAUAGUUAUUGGGAUUUUGUAAAAACAAUUGAGAACAACAUUAUUAGUGGUAUAAAUAGGAAGAGAUUCCCAAAGCUAGUUCGUUUAUCAUUACAAGGAUUUUCACUCAUGGACAAUCUUAUGGAAUUGGAUAUUUUAAGCGAAUUACCCUAUGUUGAAAUAAUUUCUCAUUCUAAAGAUUACAAUUUCAAUGUAAUACCUAACUGGUCUCAGAGGAGAGUUCACGAUUUCAUCAAACAUCGUUUUCUAGAGAAGGAUUCACUGAUUCAUCACUUUAUAACACAUGCAAAUAUUAACAGGUUAGGACAAGAUGCAGAUUAUGAGUCCAUUAAGGAAUUUUAUGAUUUGAGUUUGGGCAAAUUUGUAGCAUCCAUUUCACAUUCAUCCAUUGCAGAAUAUUACACUAACUGUUCUGAAUAA